UUAAACCUAAGAUUGAAUGAAAAAUCAAGUCAGUUGUGUGUUUUCUUUAUUACUUGCCGAACCUUCUCCUGCUAGCUUAUCACAAUAAAUAAGUUCUUUAAAUAGAUAAAAUGAUUGUAAUCCGCUUCCUUGUAAUAUGCACCUGCAUAUUCGCUUGUGGAGCGCAGGAUACUUCCUUAGACAACUUGAUUGCGGACAUCUUUAAGACCGAUGAAACGUACAGCUCCACCACACAGAGCACUCCAACAAAUCCAGUUGUCAGUCCAAAAGAUUCGUCUAGUAAUUCAGGAUCAGGAUCUGGAACAGGAACCGGACAAGGAACAGGGGCAGCUCAAUAUCAGUCCUGUGGGGUUGAAAAAGAGUGUGUUCCCCGUUGGCUGUGUGCGAAUGACACGAUAAACACCAGUGGUGAGGGAAUAAUUGAUAUAAGAAUCGAUACGGGAUCGCCAUGCAAAAACUAUUUGGAUUUGUGCUGUGAUCUACCGAACAAGAGGGUCGAUCCGAUAUUCACUCUUCCGCCCGAGCUUCCCGAAGGUUGCGGAUACCAGAAUCCUAACGGUGUGGGCUUCAAGAUUACCGGAGCUGUGAACCAGGAGGCCGAGUUUGGGGAGUUUCCUUGGAUGUUGGCCAUUCUUCGAGAAGAGGGAACACUUAAUUUGUACGAGUGUGGAGGAGCUUUGAUAGCGCCCAAUGUUGUCCUAACUGCCGCUCAUUGUGUUCACAACAAACAAGCAGGAAGCAUUGUUGUGCGGGCCGGCGAGUGGGAUACGCAAACAAAGAACGAGAUCAUUCCUCAUGAAGACCGAUAUGUCAAGGAAAUAGUGUAUCACGAGCAGUUUAACAAGGGAGCUCUUUAUAACGAUGUGGCAGUAAUGUUAUUGGAAAGCCCAUUUACCUCACAAGCAAACAUUCGAACCGUUUGCCUUCCCAAUGUGGGUGAUAGGUUCGAUUACAAGCGUUGUUAUGCAACCGGUUGGGGUAAAAACAAGUUCGGCAAAGACGGGGAAUACCAGGUGAUCCUGAAGAAGGUCGAUAUGCCCGUGGUGCCGGAACAAGAGUGCCAGACAAACCUACGUGAAACUCGGCUCGGAAAGCACUUUUUGUUGCACGACAGUUUCAUUUGUGCCGGAGGAGAGAAGGAUAAAGAUACAUGCAAGGGCGACGGCGGUUCUCCUUUAGUAUGCCCCAUUGAGGGCCAAAAGGGCCGAUUUAAGUCGGCUGGAAUCGUCGCCUGGGGAGUCGGCUGUGGAGAAGUGAACAUUCCCGGAGUGUACGCCAGCGUUGCCAAACUCCGUCCGUGGAUUGACUCAAAAUUGAAAUUGUGGAAUAUUGACCCCAAAUAUUACACACCAUAAAAAAAGUUUAAUUAAGUCAAAACAAUUAACAGAAGGGGCUUUAAGUCCUCUUGUGCAAAUUGAGAUAAAUAAAUUGAUUUCAUUCAA
Drosophila ficusphila is the source of this 1442-nucleotide messenger RNA. RefSeq names its product phenoloxidase-activating factor 2. The record is from RefSeq and is a predicted model, not a curated record. The coding region runs from base 111 to 1355 and encodes 414 amino acids. The transcript has 4 exons. NCBI's taxonomy places the organism in Eukaryota, Metazoa, Arthropoda, Insecta, Diptera, Drosophilidae. Gene Ontology annotation, molecular function: serine-type endopeptidase activity. Gene Ontology annotation, biological process: proteolysis.